UGGAAAUGCUGCUUCAGCCCAAAUCUGUGAAUGCUCAGGAGUGAAUGCUCAGGAGUGACUUUUGGACUUUGCUGCUCACAACAUCAGGUCAAAACAUGGGUCGCUACCUCAGCACCAACUUGUGUUCAAGUUCUGUGAACAAGACUUUGAGGUCAUACUGCAAAAUUAGGUACCUAAUGAGCCUUCUCAGAAAGUACCCUCGCCUGGCUAAAGCACCACUCGGCCUGGACCUCCACAGAAAUUCACAGCUGUCGCCUUGUCAUCCUUCCAGAUUUGCAAGAAUACCUAAUGUGAAGAAUUUAAAGCGCAGUGAAACAAGCUCUACCUCUUACCUGGUCCACAGAGAUUUUACCAAAGAAAUUAAGCAUCUCCAGUUUGUGCGUCUUUACUCAUCUUCCAAUAGAAGUUCAUUCAAAGCUGAGGCCCCGAUUGGGAUCUUUGAGGAGGCUCACAACAGUUUUAACUUGAGUUCUCUGGGAGGACGUCUCGGUCAGUCAUUUACUCGAUUGUCUAGACACAUUAACAUUUAUUUCAAGAGAAAGGAGGUUGUACCUGUAGCUGAAAAUGCCUGUCUUGUUGUCACAACUCCAGGCUAUCUUGGCAGGUCACAGAGGCAUAGUCAAAGUCAUCGGGCAGCCAGAGAGCGAAAAAUCUCUGAGGGCAAAGACACAACGCAGACCUUGAAAUGCAAAGACAAACAGGAGAGCUCCGGAGCAAGUCCUGCAACGCAGGGAAAUUCUGGGCUGCAACUAUUUCACAUCAGCCCUGUGGCAACAACAUUUGGUGAGAGCUACAGUUAUGUUGCCAAUCACAUUAACUCAGUAUUCUCUCGUGGUUCUGCAAAAGUUGAAAUGCAGGAGAAUUUGGACACCACGUCUUCCACCCGAGGGAUAAACCGGAGGCAGAAUAGGAGAAAAAUGCAAAAUACUUACAUCACAAACCCUCAAGAAACUGAAGUGUUGGAAGUGAAAUCAGGCGCUGAUCAGGCAGCAGUGCAACCUAACAGUUUCUCCAGCAGCUGGGAGGAGGGUUACCUUCACUUUGCGCGACACAUCAAUAAAUACUUUGGUGCAAAGGUUACGGAUGAAGUUGGCCAAGAUCAGCAACAACUUCCUGUGGAAAAGAAUGACACUUGCAAAAAACACUUUUCAACACAACCUACCUCACAAACUCAUGGUGCCAUGUCACAACCGAAGCAAGAAGAACCUAUCACCCCUGAAACUAGAGGUCUUUUCCACAGCAGCCAAAACACCACUAGCUUUGGGGAGAACUAUUUCCAAAUGGCUGAUCACAUCAAUCAGUAUUUCAAAGGUCAAAGUGGAUUGGAUGAGGACACUGAUAGAAAUCUCCCAAUAGAGACGGACCUUGGAUCAGCUACCUCUGAGAGACUGAAGACUGUAUCCUUUAUGGACUGCCUUCGCCACCCUACAAGUACCAUCCCUGACUUGCUGGGAUCUUAUCUAAAGCUGGGCCCCCUGACCCAGACUGGUAAGGCCAAACCUGCCAUGACGUCACCAAAGGCAAUACUGAAUAAAAAGUUCGUCUUGAGUCGAAGGCAGGCAGAGGAAGUGACACGGGGGUUUAUUGGCAGUCUGGCACAGGCUUCAUCUCCAGAGGCUCUGACCGCCUGCGUGGAGGCGCUCAAUGAACACCUUAUCCGUUACCCAUCAUGCAAAGUGUUAAUGUGGCAGGAGAAAACUGCAGUCACGUUGUUGAGAAAGCGACGGAGCUACAGCGACAACCAGGUGCUUCAGAGCGCCUUGAGAGAAACCUUAGCUCUGAUUGGCUACAUGGAUCCGGUCAAAGGUCGUGGCAUUAGAGUGCUCUCAAUUGAUGGUGGUGGCACAAGAGGUGUCGUGCCUUUGCAGGUGCUAAAGCUACUGGAAGCAGAGACAGGCAAGAAGAUCCACCAGCUGUUUGACUACAUCUGUGGAGUGAGCACAGGUGCCGUUCUAGCCUUCAUGCUGGGUCUGGCCCAUUUUUCUCUGGAGGAGUGUGCUGACAUGUAUCGUCGGUUUGGCUCCGAAGUGUUUCGGCAGAAUCCGCUGGUUGGCACUGUGAAGAUGGGCUGGAGUCACUCUUACUAUAACACUGAGACCUGGGAGGCAAUUCUACAGGAAAAGCUGGGACAUAGAGUACUUAUUAAAACAGCCAGAGAUGAGUUGAGUCCAAAGGUUUCAGCAGUCAGCGCAGUGGUAAACUGGGGUACCAGUCCAAAGGCCUUUGUCUUCCGCAACUACAACCACAAACCAGGCGCUCUCAGCCGCUAUGCAGGAGCCUCAGGCUGCCAGAUGUGGCAGGCGGUGCGAGCGUCAUCCGCUGCACCAGGAUACUUCCAGGAGUUCACCUUACAAAGUGACAUUCAUCAGGAUGGAGGAAUUAUCCUGAACAAUCCCUGUGCCUUGGCUGUUCACGAGAGCCGUCUACUGUGGCCCAACCAGCCCUUCCAGUGCGUGCUGUCCCUUGGCACCGGUCGCUAUGACAAUGUUAAGAGGGCACCCGCCACGUCCACCAGCCUGAGGGCCAAAAUCAGCAACCUGAUCAGCAGCGCCACCGACACCGAAGGGGUCCACACCCUUUUGGACGACCUGCUGGCUCCGGAUGUGUACUUCCGCUUCAACCCCAUGUUGAGUGCUGUGGUGUCCCUGGACGAGAGCCGGCCGAGGGCCCUGGACCAGCUCCAGAGAGACACCCAGAACUACCUGGAGAGAAACCGGCCCAAGCUGGCCAGGCUCUGCUUGGUGCUCGGGGCAGAGCGCUCAGCUGUCAGCAGGACUAAGGACUGGAUGAGUGAGAGGGCCUGGGAGAUGAAGCAGAGAUGGGUGUGAGUAGGUACAGAAUGAGGCAUGUCUACAUGUAGAUGCACAUAUACAGGGUGUGAACAAAAUAACGGAAACACCUCUAAAGUCACCCUGAUAUAAAAAAAAAAAAACACUUGAAAUCCAGGAGAAGUCAGUGGUAAUGAUUUAUCUCAACAAGUAUUGGAUGGAUUGCCAUGGAAUUUUGUACAGACAUCCAUGAUCCACAGAAGAUGAAGCCCAUUGAAUUUGGUGAUCCUCUGACUUUUCCUUUAGCGCCCCCAUGAGGUGCUUUUUUUGUUUUGGACGAAAUGUCUCCUCACAUGUUGGAUGGAUAAUUCCCAUGAAACUUGUGCGACAUUCAUGUCCCCCUCAGGAUGAAUUAUAAUAAGUUUGGUGAGCCCCCGACUUUCCAUCUAAUGCAAUCAUCAGGUCAAAAUGUUAAUAUGUCCAAAAUACUACCUUCAGCUGUCCAUCAGCCUCUGCUGUAUUUUGUGUUUAGUGCUAAUUAACCGAUGUUAUGCAAACACACUAAACUGAGAUGGGGAACAUGGUAUUAAACCAGCUAAACAUAUGCAUGUUAGUAUUGUUAGUGAGCAGGUUAGCUUGCUUAGCAUUGUGCUUAACUGUUGUGCCUAAGUACAAUUUCACACAGCCACUACUAAGGCUUGGUAUCAGGAGGCGUUUCAUACAUGUAAACACGAACCAAAGUGUCAGUUUCUUUCUGUUUUACACGCGUAAUCACAGUGAUUGAGUGCUGGGCUCUGAGUGCUGCCAAAACAUGGUGGCCUACACUCAACACUGUGCCUGAACGCACCCUGUGUAGACAGAUAAAGCACCGAAGCUGCUGCUAACAUGCUGCUUUGGCUGAGCAGGCUGAGCAUGCUGUUGGUUCAGGCUUUAGUUUGCAGUGUUGUUAAUCAAAUAUCUUGUCGAGGGUCUACUCAGAUCAAAUGUACUGAAACAGGAUGUUGUCAACAUGCCUCGCUUACAUCGUGUAUCAUUUGGUUUGAGGAUUUCUUGGCAUAGACGCACAGAACAAAUGAAAGAAGCACUUUCAUGCACUUUAUUUAAAAAUCUUUGUGUGAUGUGCACAUGUGAUUUAAUUGAGUAUCUGAUUGUUACUGUCUGUGCAAAUGUUGCCUGUAAUAUAAGCUAUAAAUAAUACUUUCAUGUGACAUUACAGCUAAUAUAGUAUAUUAUUC
Molecule: messenger RNA, 4003 nt
Organism: Chelmon rostratus (copperband butterflyfish)
Lineage: Eukaryota; Metazoa; Chordata; Actinopteri; Chaetodontiformes; Chaetodontidae
Product: calcium-independent phospholipase A2-gamma-like
Exons: 8
Coding region: 45-2828 (927 amino acids)
Biological process (GO): arachidonate metabolic process
Cellular component (GO): membrane
Source: RefSeq, a predicted model, not a curated record